Messenger RNA from Cynoglossus semilaevis (tongue sole), 1137 nucleotides. Its product is annotated as NACHT, LRR and PYD domains-containing protein 12. The record is from RefSeq and is a predicted model, not a curated record. Lineage: Eukaryota; Metazoa; Chordata; Actinopteri; Pleuronectiformes; Cynoglossidae. The coding region runs from base 1 to 684 and encodes 227 amino acids. Gene Ontology annotation, molecular function: protein binding. The transcript has 6 exons.
AUGGUUGAGACGCUUCAGGAGAAGACCUCAGCUGUACUGCUGCCGUUACAAAUGCAGUUACAACCGAUGUGGUUCAGAGUCGCCCCCUGCUGGUGGCUCAACAAAAGCUUUAAAGAAAACGUGUGUGUGUUUGGGGUCAAAGAGUGCGUACUGACUAGUUGCGAACUCUCAGAGACUGACUGUGAAAUUGUGGCCUCAGCUCUAAAGUCCAGUCCCUCACAUCUGAUAGAACUGGACUUGAGCGACAACUCCCUGAAGGAUCCAGGAGUGGAUCAUCUGUGUUCUGGACUGAAGAGUCCACACUGUGGACUGAAGACUCUGAGGUUGUGGAACUGCAGUUUGUCAGAGAUCAGCUGUUCUUCUCUGGUCUCAGCUCUGAAGUCCAACCCCUCCCAUCUGAGGAAACUGGACCUGAGCUACAACAACCUUCAUGAUUCAGGAGUGGAGGUUCUGUGUGGUUUUCUUCAGAGUCCACUCUGUGAACUGGAGUCUCUGUGGUUGAUAGAGUGCAGUUUGUCAGAGAUCAGCUGUUCUUCUCUGGUCUCAGCUCUGAAGUCCAACCCCUCCCAUCUGAGGAAACUGGACCUGAGGUUGAACAACCUUCCUCAUUCAUCAGUGGAGGUUCUGUCUGAUCUAGUGAAGAGUCCAAACUACAGACUGGAGGAUCUGAAGUGGAGGUCCUGAACCUGAUGGAGAUCAUGUUGUCAAUGCAGUGGAGCCAGAAACAAGAAGGAACCUUCAGAGCUUCAGGAAUGUUCUCUGUGUGAGCAUGUAUAACCCACCAAAGACUCAGUCAGUCAAACCAUGUGACCUGAUAAGAACCAAUCACCGUUCUCAGCCUAAUAUUCAGACAUGAUUUUUGGAGCCUAGAGAGGAGAGCAGUGAGGCAGGAUUUCUGAGAAACACUUUGGGACUUUUUUCCUUUCUUUUGUCAAUAAUUAAAGUCAUUAUCGUUGGAUUCUUUCCUCUGGUGUUGGAGCAGAGCAUUAUGGGAAAGGGCAUUAUAGUAUGUUGGGUUUACUUCCAUGCCAGAAUGGGCAACACAUAUUUGUCAGGUCAUAGUCCAGUUUUGAAUUUGAUGUUGCUCGGAGCAGAACAAUACUUUUGAACGUAAUGUAUGUCUCCUAGAGAAAGAUA